AUGACGACCAUGGACCUUCGUGUCGGUAAUAAAUACCGCAUCGGCAGGAAAAUUGGGAGCGGUAGUUUCGGUGACAUCUACCUCGGAACCAAUAUUAUCUCGGGCGAAGAGAUCGCCAUUAAGCUUGAGAGCGUCAAGGCCAAGCAUCCACAGCUUGAAUAUGAAGCCCGUGUUUACAAAUCCCUUGCUGGUGGCGUCGGUAUUCCCUUUGUCCGUUGGUUUGGUACAGAGUGUGACUACAACGCCAUGGUCAUUGAUCUUCUUGGACCCAGCUUGGAGGACUUAUUUAACUUCUGCAAUCGCAAGUUCUCUCUCAAGACGGUUCUUCUUCUGGCAGACCAGCUUAUUUCCCGUAUCGAAUACAUUCACGCCAAAUCGUUCAUCCACCGUGAUAUCAAACCCGAUAAUUUUCUCAUGGGUAUUGGAAAACGCGGAAACCAGGUCAAUGUUAUUGAUUUUGGCCUGGCGAAGAAAUACCGCGACCCCAAAACUCACUUCCACAUCCCAUACCGUGAGAACAAGAAUUUGACUGGCACUGCCCGUUACGCCAGUAUCAAUACUCAUUUGGGUGUAGAGCAGUCUAGACGUGAUGAUAUGGAAUCUCUGGGCUAUGUCAUGCUAUAUUUCUGCCGUGGCUCUCUCCCAUGGCAAGGCCUUAAGGCGGCUACAAAGAAACAAAAGUAUGAUCGUAUUAUGGAAAAGAAAAUGACCACCCCAACUGAAGUGCUUUGCCGCGGCUUCCCCAACGAAUUCGCUGUCUACCUCAACUACACACGUUCGCUCCGCUUCGAUGAUAAGCCUGACUACUCAUACCUUCGCAAGCUCUUCCGUGACCUCUUUGUUCGGGAGUCCUUCCAAUAUGAUUAUGUCUUCGAUUGGACCGUUUAUAAGUACCAGAAAAAUGCACAGGCGAUUGCCCAGGCAAGUGGAAAUGCAGGUAAUGCACAGGAAGAGGAUGACAAGCCACGUCGGCACAUGCCUGCUGGUGGGGCUCCUGGUGUGAUGCCGGGCGUUAAGCCUGCUGGUAUCCCUUCGGCCCGCCGUAAGAUGGUCGAGCGUAUUGGUGGCGAUUCCCACGACACUAACCGCGCCGUUGGAAGUGAUAGGAUGUGA
Ophidiomyces ophidiicola is the source of this 1113-nucleotide messenger RNA. RefSeq names its product serine/threonine protein kinase (gene HRR25). The coding region runs from base 1 to 1113 and encodes 370 amino acids. NCBI's taxonomy places the organism in Eukaryota, Fungi, Ascomycota, Eurotiomycetes, Onygenales, Onygenaceae. The record is from RefSeq and is a predicted model, not a curated record. The transcript is spliced from 3 exons. Gene Ontology annotation, cellular component: nucleus; cytoplasm. Gene Ontology annotation, molecular function: ATP binding; protein serine/threonine kinase activity. Gene Ontology annotation, biological process: peptidyl-serine phosphorylation; endocytosis; signal transduction.